Halichondria panicea is the source of this 1870-nucleotide messenger RNA. RefSeq names its product kelch domain-containing protein 2-like. The record is from RefSeq and is a predicted model, not a curated record. Gene Ontology annotation, molecular function: protein kinase activity; protein binding; ATP binding. Gene Ontology annotation, biological process: protein phosphorylation. Lineage: Eukaryota; Metazoa; Porifera; Demospongiae; Suberitida; Halichondriidae. Bases 132 to 1739 code for a protein of 535 amino acids. The transcript is spliced from 6 exons.
UUUUGGGAGUGGGCUCCUCAUAACCUUUGCAAUAGUGGGGGCGUGGCUGGUAUGCAAGAUCAACAGAACUCCAACAACAAUAGCAGCUCUCUGAUAUCUCUGAGGGAGUGUUCUACUGUCCAUGACUUGUAAUGGAUGCUUCAGUUGAACCAUCACCUCGUUAUGGCCAAUUCUCUGCAGUUGACGGACGCCAUUACAUGUGGAGGGGGUAUGGUCCAGGACGAGGGUCUAACAUCAUUGCUGUGUAUGAUCCAAGCACUGAGCUGUGGAGCCUCUUGCCCACCACUGGACCUCUACCCCCUGGAGAGGCAGUUGGUUGCUCUGUUUGUGUAGGUCGUUGCCUGUACACCUUUGGUGGUAGUGAUGAGUCUUCUUACUUCAAUGACAUGAGCAAGCUUGAUCUGGACACUCUCCAGUGGACCAAAGUUCAAACCUCUGGUAGUCAGCCUAUGAAAAAGACUGGUUGUGGACUUGUCCGUGUGAAUGAGAGAACUCUGUGCUGCUUUGGAGGAUUCGGUAUUGAGGGCACCACCCAACCAGGAUCAACAUUCACCAAGAUUGGAUACUCUGAUGGAAGGGGAUGGACAAACAAGUUUCAUUUCCUUGACACACAAAAUGGUGUCUGGUCGUCCCCUGAGCUCAGAGGAGAGAGACCUCCCUGUAGUAAUUUCACCUUCACCAUGGUAGACCAGCACAGGGCAGUCCUCUUUGGAGGGUGGCAAUCUGGCCGUAGUAGAGUCAAUGACGUCUACUUGUUUAAUUUCAGCACCAUGGAGGUCACUAAGGUGAAGCCAGUACAGGGAGAGCCAUGGCCAGUGGAGAGGUCAGGCCAUGCUGCCUGUUGUCUCAACUAUGGCCAGGACCACCCUCAACUACUGGUGUACGGAGGACUGGAUAAUGGCAACAAGCCACUGGGGGACAUGUGGAUAUUGGAUGUAGACACUGUCCAGUGGACAGAGGUGACACCUCCUGAGUCAAUGACACCACGUCACUACCACUCCAUCACUGCCACCAGUCUUGGACCAGGACUCACUGAGGUCCUCGUGUUUGGAGGCCUGCGGGAGAGGCUGGGAGAUCAUGCCAUUGCUGAGACCACCAUACUGAGAUUUGAAAUGAGGCUCUUGGCUGAAGUACGACACCCCAACCUGGUGCAGUUCAUUGGGGCAGUGUUUGACCAGUCCCCUCCUCUCAUCAUCACCGAGCUUCUGGACAUGAAUCUCCGACAAGCGUACGAAGAAAAUCAACUGGACCCAGGAAACCGCCUCUCGAUAUUCAUGGACAUUGCCCUAGCUCUGAACUACCUGCACCAGCGCUACAAUCCCAUCAUCCACCGUGAUGUGAGUGCUCCCAACGUCCUCCUCCAGCGAAUGCCCAACCACCAGUUGAAGGGGAAGGUCUCUGACCUGGGCUCAGCCAACUUCCUGCAGCAUGCUCAUACGAUGGGAGAGGGGGCCAUAAUCUACUCCCCUCCUGAAGUCAUCCCUCAAGCCUUUGAUCCUCUCACUCCACCUCUGAGACAGUCUGUCAAGAUCGAUGUGUACAGCUACGGUAUUGUCCUCUGUGAGGUUACCGCUAGUCGAUUCCCAAGUGCUGAACAUUAUCGAGACAUGAUUCUCCAAGUACAGAGGCAGCGUCCUGCAGUGUACGAGCUGAUACUCCACUGCACUAAGAGAGAGCCCAGCCAUCGACCCAGCAUGGCACAGGUGAUGGUGGAACUGAACAAAAUAGCACCCUUUUAACUAUGAACAAUGUGAACACUAGUACCGUCUUUGUAUCGAAUAUUGAUUUUAAUUACUUUAUGAUUUUUAUUUUUAGCUUUGGCUUUUGUAGUGUGUGUUUGCACUCUCCUAUUAUGAUGAUUACUAUUGAC